AUGGAGACUUUAAACGACACCAGCCUCACCGAGCCUCUCAAGCCGCUGCCGCCCUCGCCGCAGAGUCCCCACCACUCCUUCGCCGAGAAGAAGCGGCUCCACCGAGCUCCUUCUCCUGCCAGACCUUUCCUCAAGGAUCUGCACGCCCGGGAGUCUUCGGCCAAGCCUCCGCCGCAUUCCAUGCCCUGUCCGGAGCCAUCGAGCAAAGGGCCGGGCGCGGCACCUGCCUCCCCGGCCCCCUCGGACCUCCAAGGCGAGGAGCAGGGCGAGGAGGCAACCCGGGGGAGAGCUCCGGAGAAAGCGUCCGCCAAAAGUGUGCAGCCUGCUGGGAGCCUGCGCCUGGGCGGCAAAAUCCCAAUGGUGGUUCCCUCCUAUGAAGGGCAGCUGGUGGCAGACCAAGAAGAGCUGCUGAGGGAGAUAGAGGAGCUGCGCUCAGAAAACGAUUACCUCAAGGAUGAACUGGAUGAACUCCGGGCUGAAAUGGAAGAGAUGCGUGACAGCUAUCUUGAAGAAGAUGUUUACCAACUACAGGAACUUCGACGAGAGCUGGAUCGUGCAAACAAGAACUGUCGCAUCUUGCAGUAUCGUCUCAGGAAAGCUGAACAGAAAAGCUUGAAAGUUGCACAGACGGGUCAGGUGGAUGGAGAACUAAUCAGAAGCUUAGAGCAAGAUCUAAAGGUAGCCAAAGAUGUAUCUGUCAGGCUGCACCAUGAACUGGAAAAUGUGGAGGAAAAGCGUGUUAAAGCAGAGGAUGAAAAUGAAGUUCUUCGUCAACAAAUCAUUGAGGUGGAAAUAUCCAAACAGGCACUGCAAAAUGAGCUAGAUAAACUGAAAGAGAAUUCCCUGAAGAGAAGAGGCAGCAGGGAUAUUCAUAAAGAAAAGAAGGCAUUUGCUCAGGUAUUAUUCCCAGCUGGAUAUAUGUCAAUGCUAUGUCAAUGUAACCUGAAGUAA
Messenger RNA from Python bivittatus (Burmese python), 951 nucleotides. Lineage: Eukaryota; Metazoa; Chordata; Lepidosauria; Squamata; Pythonidae. The record is from RefSeq and is a predicted model, not a curated record.